AUGGAGGGUGAAGGGCGCCGUGGCGCUGAUGCCACAGCUGAUAAUGCCUCUAUGGGUUAUAUGUUAACUGUAGGGGUUAUGGAAGAAGUUCUCGAGAAACUAAAAUUGCUUGACUACGAGACGGAAUUCUGCAAACAGAUGGGGUUCAGACCUUUGUCAAGGUAACAGCCAGUAAAAUUUGACACAAACCUCGCAAUUUUAGUUGUGUUAAGAUGAUUUGAGGACUAUCCAUAAUGACAGGGAUUGCUUCUGUCCAGAACAACAAAACUCUGUUGUGGAGCUCUUCAAACAUAUGGUCUUUUAUAUGGAAAGAAAGAUGAUUUUUUAGCUCCUAGUCGACCGCGAAUCGCCAAGUUAUAGUUGGUAAUUUAACCCUUCUUUUUUCAAACAUUGUCAGGCACUACUUUGCAGUGGCAACUAACCCAGGGGAGCAGUUUUUUACCUUCACAUCAUUAGCAGCUUGGUUGUUUACACGUUGUGACAGGAACUUUGAACAACCUCAGGAGGUUUGUAACAUGGAGAUCACUGGUCACUUUUUUCUGUCAGAUAAUGAGUGCUUGAUACAUCCAUGGUGUAUAAUUAUUGAAGUUGUCUUCUUUUUCAGUAUGAUGACCCUAAUGCUACUGUGUCCAGCAUUUUGGAUGAACUUAAAAAACUGGUGAGACAAAUUUAAUAAUCAUUUGAUAUUAAUUCAUAAGACUGAUGAUUAGUCACUAAAUAUAAGUUAAUUUUUAUUUGUGAUUUAUUAUAAGUGACUUUAUUUCAGAAUGUUGGAGCAGAUUUUCCACCAGCAAAACUGAAAACAGGAACAGGAGAACAGGUAAAUGAACACAAAUCUUAUUAAACUAUGUAAUUUUUGUUGUUAUUAUGCAUAUUUAUUAUAACGUGACUGACACUACACUAAACUCUACUGAUCCAAGGUGAUAAUUUUAGUGUAGUCCAAGAAUGACAAGGUAAAAGUAAAUUUGUAAUUCAGCUUGCAAUGUCCAUUUUAAGUAGUUGAUUAAAUUAUAUGCAACUUGAUGUGAUUGUGAAAAUGUUUGUUUUAUGAUGUUUUUUAGGUUUGCUAUGUAAUUGAUAAACUUGCAGACGAGGCUCUGAAAGUCAAGAAAUUUGGCUGGAAAAAGUAAAUGUCCAUAUUAUUACAUGUCAUUAUAUGUAUCCUAGAUAGUUCAUAAAUUUAUUUGUGUUGUGAUGAAACCAUAUUUUUCUAAUUUCCCAGGCCACAACAUGAACAGGAAGACUUUGAGGAGGAAACAAUGGAAGAUGAUGAAGCUGAACUGACACUGAACAAAGUGGAGGAAGAAAUGAUGGUGAGAACAACUUAAAUCAAAAUACUGAUAUGCUCACUGCAUGCAGGCAUUUUUUUUCAAGCUUAGUUGAUUUACAUCAACUCUAAUAACAAACUCUUAUUUUCUUUUACCUGAGUUUUUAUGUCUUUUGGAGCACAGUUGUUUGUUUAAUCUCUAACUUUUGUACCUCUUUUGGGCAGGAUGAAACAGAGGAAGAAAUUGAAGAAGAAGACAGUUAUCUAGAUCUGGCAGGAAUGAAGCAGCAGUCACAAAUGAAUGUAAUCAGAACCAGUUUGUGAUGAUUGUUGAUAAAUGAAUUCAUCUCAGGAUCAAAAUCUUUAUGUUUUUUCUUGUGUCUUUUGCUAUGAAGGAGAUUACUGAUUCAUCAAAACCUGAGUCUGUGAUGGAGUCAACUAUUGAUGCUGCCGAGUGGAAACUUGAAGUUGAAAGAGUUCUGCCUCUACUGAAGGUUCACAUUAGAACUGACAACAAGGUAAAUUUUUAACAAUAUUUCCUUUUAUUUUAUCUUUCUUUAAACUUUUAGGCAAUCAAAGGUAUCCAAUUUAAGCUCUGGUCAGUGGCAGUUUGAUUUAGGCAGGGUUUCUGAUGGCGUUUUACGUCUGUUCCCCUUUGUAGGACUGGAGGACACAUUAUGAACAAAUGCAACAACACAGUGAAGGAAUUAAAUCUUCUCUAACAGAGACAAAGGUAUGAUUAAUUGGAACUCACCAAUAGAUUAAUUAUCAUGUACCUUAAUUGUUUUCAUAGUUAACCUUUUGCUAUUGAGAGCUCAUUUAAUUUAGAAAUUGUCCUUGCUGUCUGCCAUACAAUUUUUAUGAAGUUAGUUGGAGAAUUUUAUAUUUGAUCAACUAGUAGUUCCCCAAUUGAUAUAUUUUCUUUAUUCUUAUUUCUUGUCUGUUCAUUAUUGUAUUGAUAUUUUUAAGGGGAAAUUCUGUCUUGAUCAUUUGUAGGAGUUUAAAGGCUAAUUACAGACUGUUUACUUUGCUGCCAGCUCAUCACCAUUCUGUAUUACUCACAUCUUCAACUGCUAUUUCAAUUAGGGUCAUCUUGACAAACUACACCAUGAAAUUGGCAGGACACUUGAGAAAAUAGGAAGUCGCGAAAAGUACAUCAACAAUCAGGUGCAACUUAAUUAGACAAUAAAAUGAAUUAAAAAGAUGUUAGAGUUUAGGUUUGAGUGUUAAUGUUUGACUCAGAAAUCAUUUCUGCCUAUUGUUUAUAACAGCUGGAACAUUUGCUACAAGAAUUUCGGAGUUUACAGGACACUUUAGCUGAGGUAUGUUUGUUAAUAUUAAUUUUGCGGAGAUGUAAGUUCACUCGGGCUACAAUUUUGAUGUGUCUUAAUAUAUUUGUGUGUGUCAUCAGACUAAAGAACGUUACAAGCAAGGCUCUGGGGGAGUAACUGACCUCACCAAGUCAUUAUCACAGGUUUGUUUACAUGUGGAAUUUUGUGAUUGUUUUUUACUCCUUUUACCUGAUGACACAGUAUUCUGAUGAUAAACCAAAUUGAAUUCAUUUUGUGUGAUUGUUUAGAUCACUGAAGAGCUUGAGUCUGUCAAAGCACAGAUGGAUGAAAGAGGAACAAAUAUGACUGAUGCAGGUAAGGGACAUAAUUAUAUCUUUGAUUCAUUCUGCAACUCUGGUGACAGUGACUUGUAACAGGGGAGCGAAGAUCUUUAGUGUCAUUUCAAUUGUGUUAUGCAGGUCCAUUAGUCAGAAUAAAACAAGCUUUGACAAGACUUAAACAAGAAGUUCAACAAAUGGAAGUUCGUAUUGGAGUGGUAAGUUGGGUCUUGUCUUUUGUUUGUUUGCCUUUUGUUUCGUUCUUUUCAUUAAGUACUUCAAAGACAUAACAAAUGAUAGGGAAGGGGUUUCAAGUCGACUUGGAUUUCGUUGAGCUUUCGAUGACUUAGAGGUGUGUCUUAGUACUGAUUACAGCAAGUUUCAAGACUGUCGGAAACUUUUUACGGACAAGAAUCCGAAUACGAUUCCGUGUAGAUCCCGGAACGUAACAGUGAUUUUAGGCGUAACGCUUAGGGAACGGCAAAUUACAAAAAUAAACUCUGAUGUUUCCCACUUACGUUACUUUCUGUAUGUCAACCCAGUACAAUUAUUGGAAACUUACAGCAGACGACUUGUUCAGUUCUUACCGUUUUCCUAGAAAGUCUUUCUCAUAAUAAGGUAAAACUCGCUAGUCAUGAAGUAAGAGUAGAAUAGGUAUUUACAUUUUCAAGUAACUGCUGUCCCUCAGUUACAAACACAGACAUAUUUGUUCUUUACAAUGUUAACUAAUAAGGUUGUUGACUGUCUCUCUUUAGGUUGAACACUCCCUUCUCGUUGCUAAAAUCCGUGACCGUAGCGCCAUUAGAGAAGACAUGCAUGCCCCAGUCUCUGACGCAGCUACGUUUGGAGAUUUCAAACCGUUUUAGACUGGACCGAUCGUCACAUGACAUGUGAAAGCAGAGUAGGAACCUAAUUUAACAUUACUUUGUAGUUCCAAAUUUACUACGAAAGGAUUUUCAGUCAUACCACAAACCAUAGUAAGGAAUGGAACUGAAACUGGAAAGUAAUCAAAAACGUUUAAAUUGCAGGGAAGUUUCUGCAGAGCGCAGAGUUUUAUGUUCUUCAAACGCAUCUGUCAUCAUUACACCUUUCAGCUUGGCGUGCUCUUGGCCGUAUAUUAGUUUCUUCUCGUAAAGCGUGAGGCAACUUUCUCUUUGGAAGCACACCAACAUUAAUUUAAUGACUUUUGUGUGAAAUUCCGGUGACUCAUUUUACAGGUUCGGCGAUUCUACAUUUCCGAGAACUUUUCUUGUUAGAAUCAAUAAUAUAAGAACACCCUCUCCUCCCUAGAGUUAUUCAUGUAAUAUAAUGGCGUUCAUCUGAUAACUGUUAAAUUAAAAAGUGGUUUAAAACAGUGG
Molecule: messenger RNA, 4234 nt
Organism: Pocillopora meandrina
Lineage: Eukaryota; Metazoa; Cnidaria; Anthozoa; Scleractinia; Pocilloporidae
Source: the annotation of a GenBank genome assembly